UGCCGUGACCCCGCGGCCUUACUUCCGCUUCCGGCAGCGACGAGCGGCUUCGGCGUCGUGGUCUGAGAACUCGGGGAUCUCGAGGUGCUAUAGCCCUAAGGGUCUGUGGUGGCGGCGGUAAUCUGGCAGUUGGCGGCAGUGGCGGAGUGUUGCUGGGAGGGAGGAAGGGCCUGCCUUUGUCCUGCGUCGGGUGGAACUUCAGUCUGGCUCCUCCGCGGAGCCACCUCGCAGCCUCUCCCCGGCCUUCCCCGCUGCCUGAGGUUCUUGUGACCGCUAACCCCGUCGAGUGGGAGCAGAGAGACGGAUCUUGGAAACAUUGCCAAAAUGUCUGACAUUCAAGAAGCUACUAACCAACUCCUGGAUGUUAACCUUCAUGAGAACCAGAGAUCUGUACCAGUGACAGAAGAAAGUGGCACCAAAGAGGAGUCUGAGCAUCUUCAUGUCACUAUUGGAGCCACUGUCCCCACUGGCUUUGAGCAAACAGCUGCAGAUGAAAUCAGAGAGAAAUUGGGGUCAUCAUGCAAAAUCAGCAAAGACCGGGGCAAGAUAUAUUUUGACAUUCCAGUGGAAAGUCUGGCACAGGUUCAUUGUCUGAGAUCAGUUGAUAACUUAUUUGUGGUUGUUGAGGAGUUUAAAGACUUCCAGUUCAAAAAAACAAAGGAAGAAGCUCUGAAAGAUUUUGAAGACUUGGCCAGAAAACUCCCAUGGUCAGAUCCUUUAAAAGUAUGGGAAGUUAACACUUGUUUCAAGAAAAAAAAAACAAAGCGCAAAAAGAUAAAUCUGAAUUCAAGUAAAGAGAAAAUUGUGAACGGACAAGGAGACAAAUUAGAUGAGAGAGACAAUAGAGGAUUUAUCGACAAUGCUUUAGAUUCACGUAUCCUAGACUAUUAUGAAAAUCCAGCCAUCAAAGAGGAAAUAUCAACGUUAGUAGGUGAUGACCUGGCAUCUUCCAAAAAUGAGACUGAUGAACAUUCCAAAGAAGAAACUGAGCCUCAGGUGUUAAAGUUUAGAGUCACAUGCAACAGGGCAGGAGAAAAACAUUGCUUUACCUCAAAUGAGGCUGCAAGAGAUUUUGGGGGUGCUGUUCAAGAUCAUUUCAAGUGGAAGGCUGACAUGACUAACUUUGAUGUUGAGGUUCUCUUGAAUAUCCAUGAUAAUGAAAUGGUUGUGGGCAUUGCACUGACUGAGGAGAGUCUUCACCGUAGAAAUAUUACACAUUUUGGACCUACAACUCUUAGAUCAACUCUUGCUUAUGGGAUGCUCAGGCUCUGUGCACCUCAACCUACUGAUAUAAUAGUUGACCCAAUGUGUGGAACAGGGGCAAUACCAAUAGAGGGGGCUACUGAAUGGUCUAACUGUUACCAUAUUGCUGGUGAUAAUAGUCCACUGGCUGUAAAAAGAGCAGCUAAUAACAUCUCAUCUUUAUUGACUAAGAGCCAAGUUAAAGAAGGCAAAUCCUGCUGGGGCUUGCCCAUUGAUGCUGUUCAGUGGGAUAGCUGCAAUCUUCCACUGAGAACUGGCUCUGUGGAUAUCAUUGUAACAGAUAUGCCAUUUGGAAAAAGGAUGGGCUCCAAAAAGAGAAACUGGAAUCUUUAUCCAGCUUGCCUGCGGGAGAUGAGCCGUGUCUGUAGACCUGGGACAGGCCGAGCUGUACUUCUUACCCAGGACAAGAAGUGCUUUGCUAAGGCAUUAUCUGGAAUGGGACAUGUAUGGCGAAAGGUACAUACAGUCUGGGUGAAUAUCGGGGGUCUUCAUGCUGCAGUUUAUCUUCUGAAACGAACACCUCAAGCUUUUGUUCACUGUUCAGAGCAAGAUGGACAAAGAGGGACACCUUGGUAAUACAAACAAUGAUGGUUAGUAGUUUUUGUACUUCCCAACACUGGAAAUGUCAGCAUGAAGAUCUUGCUUUGAGAGAAUAUUAACAGAAAUGCAGUCUGCAGUAUUUGAACUGGCCCAAAGCUCUUCACCUUGGGUAGCAAAAGAUAUGACUAUAAUGUGAUGUAAUUUAAAGGUUUGAGAAAGCAGAGGCUUUCAGUAGAAUUCUUUUGAGGGUGUGGCUGGCAGUUAGCUUAUCUGCCACCCACCCACCCACUAGGGAUUGAAUGAAGGACCUUGGUACUGAACCAUCUUCCCCAUCCCUUUAUUCUACAGUACUGGGGAUUAAAACCAAGGCCUUCACAUUGGAGUACACCCCCAGCCCUUUCUAUUCUGUUUUUAUUUUUGAUGCUGUGUCUUAAAUUGCUGAGGCUACACUUCAACUUGUGGUCCUCUUGCCUAAUCCUCCAUGUGAAUAAUUUCUUUAAAAUGCUUUACUGGUGAUAAAGCUCACUAAAAUGCUCUGAGGUGUAGUUUUAGAACAUUUUAUUUCCAGGCUUUAUAUUGCGUUUUCUGUUGUGUCAAGUGGAAAGGCACCUUGACCUAUGUAAAAAGCGGAGAACAUAGUCCUAAGAUCUUAGGCCACUUCACAUUGCCUAUGCAGCUUUGCUCUUUAUAACUGAAGUUCUCUUUAUCUCACCCUCAAAAAAUAAGGCACUAUUUUGUGAUGUUUUUGCCCCAUGACAAGAUGAAGUUUUACAAGGUCUACAGAAAAACUUAACAUCUGCCUUAAAAAUUAAAAUUUGCAUCUCUUAUUCAGAUUAACACAGAUUUAAAACAGGACUAAGAUUUUUGAAAGAGAUUAUAAAUACUGUUACUAAUACAGGACAUUUCUGUUUGUAAAGAAUAGCAGAAACAUUGGUAGAUGAGGUAUGCAACCAAUAAGCCAAGUAGACUUUUCUUCCAGUAUAUAAAGGCAUGUGUUUUGAAAUA
This is a messenger RNA of Chinchilla lanigera (long-tailed chinchilla), 2808 nucleotides long. RefSeq names its product THUMP domain containing 3 (gene Thumpd3). Bases 325 to 1839 code for a protein of 504 amino acids. The transcript is spliced from 10 exons. The record is from RefSeq and is a predicted model, not a curated record. Gene Ontology annotation, biological process: tRNA methylation. Gene Ontology annotation, molecular function: tRNA (guanine) methyltransferase activity; RNA binding. NCBI's taxonomy places the organism in Eukaryota, Metazoa, Chordata, Mammalia, Rodentia, Chinchillidae.